CUCUCAAUUCUUUCUUCUCUUGGAAACAGUAGGAAGGAAAAGAAUCAACAUAGUUAGUACAAAUGUAUUUUUGUAGGGGAACCAUUCUGCUUAAAUAUUCAACAUUAAUCCUCAUCUUUCUGCAAACAUGCAAUGCUGCUCGGAUGAUCGAAUCCGACUACUGUCCCCCUUCUGCUUGUGGCCAUAUCCGUAACAUAAGCUACCCUUUUCGCUUAAACACUGAUCCAAAAGAUUGCGGAGAGGAUCCAGAAUAUGAGUUAGCUUGUGAAGGUAACCAAACUGUCAUAUCGUUAUUCUCCAAGAAGCUGUAUGUGCAAGCCAUCAGCUAUAAUAAUGGGGCAAUUCACGUGGUAGAUCCAACUUUACAAACACAAGAUGAUCUAUGCUCUUUGAGAUCUCACGCUAACUUCAACCAAUACUAUAUAAUCUCUAAAUCAGAAACCUCUAAAUCAGAUCUUGUUGAAAUUACAAAGUUUCAAACAAUUGCAGAGCCCAUUUUCAUGUUCAACUGUCCAAUUGCUGUUAAUAAUUCUUCCACAUUUCUAGAAAUUAGAGGCUGCAAAUUUAGCAGAUACACUUAUAUAAAGAUUGGAGAAAUGCAUGUCGAUGAAGUGAGUGAUGGAUGCAGAGCAGAAUUUAUAGGCCUGACCUCAUGGCCUAAUAUUAUAAAUGCAGAGAACAACAUUUCCCUUUCUGAUUUUCAUCAAGCACUCCUCUACGGAUUUGACAUUUAUUAUCCGGAUCGGCAACGUUCUGAAGAAAGGAGGAGAAGUUUUCUUCAUAAUUUUAUUAUCGGUGUUAUUGAAUGGAUUCGCUGGAGCAGUAUACCGCUACUUCGGCUUGUCGCCAAGUACUAUUUUGGAGCAAAAUUUGUGAUCGGCCUUCCGUUAGUAAUUGUAUUUCUGGUGAUCAAAUUCAAAAGAAGGCAUUUGUCCAUGUAUGAUACUAUUGAAGGCUUUUUGCGAACACAAAAUAAUUUCAAGCCAAUCAGAUAUAAUUACUCCCACGUAAAGAGAAUGACCAGAGGGUACAAAGAGAAAUUAGGUGAGGGAGGU
This is a messenger RNA of Solanum stenotomum, 1055 nucleotides long. RefSeq lists its product as uncharacterized. The annotation marks the transcript as partial. Gene Ontology annotation, molecular function: polysaccharide binding. The record is from RefSeq and is a predicted model, not a curated record. Lineage: Eukaryota; Viridiplantae; Streptophyta; Magnoliopsida; Solanales; Solanaceae. The transcript is spliced from 5 exons.